This is a messenger RNA of Didymodactylos carnosus, 513 nucleotides long. Lineage: Eukaryota; Metazoa; Rotifera; Eurotatoria; Philodinida; Philodinidae. The record is from the annotation of a GenBank genome assembly.
AUGGCUAAAGUUGAAAUAUCCGAAACAGGCCGUGGUAAACAAGCAGUUCAAUUUGAAGGAACUCCACAUUCGCACGGUCCAGAUCCAGAAAAACUUGCUGUUGAAAAAUUUGUUGUUGAUAUGAAAAAAAGAUGUGAGCAUCAACUUCCAUACGCUGCUUUUCAAGCAUCUAGUCAAAUUGUCACGGAUCCGCAAAUAGCAGCCGCAAUACCCAGUUUUGAAAGUCUUAGGUCUACAUUAUAUCGACAUAAAGGAAAUAAAAAUGAAUCACCGACACCAACAUCGUGGCGAAAUCUUUGUAUUCCGGAUAAAUAUGGAAAAUUGCGUACAGGAGAAAAUUUCUUACAAAUUCAAAAUUCAGGAUAUGUGCUACUCACAAGAGAACACGGGCUUCGUUUCUUGUUUAAUGCUACAGAAGUCCAUGUUGAUGGCAACUUUAAAGUUGUACCAACGUCACAGGCCGGUGGAACACCUUUUUACAGAAUUAUUCUCAUUUUUCGGUCUAUUCCAUAA